AUGGCGACUAUGCCACAAGCAUUCUUUUGCCUGUGGCAGGACGAGCACAUCCGGGAAAUCCUCUUCGACCUUUUGCCAAAGGAAGACAUUUGCAAUGUCCGCCUCGCAUCUUCAGCUUGCUGCAACCUCGUUACCAAGCGGCUCUUCCUACGAACCAACGUGACCUUCAACCCAAACACUUUUACCAAGCAGUCCAGGAUCCAGGCCCUGUCGCAAAUCGGCCAUCACAUCGAGCAUUUGACUUUCUACUUUCCGCACUCGGAUGCGACCUUUUUACCACCACUAAUCCACCCCGAGACUGGGCGUGAGAUUAGCUUUCUAUAUACCCCCUACACUUCGAUGGCAUCGGCUAUGGCAAGGCCCAAGUUUGCAAACAGCGAACUCGGCGAAAUCCUAACGCAACAAUAUCCACCAUUAUUCCACGCGGCAUCCAAUGUGCCGUCCUUUAUCAAUGCGAUGAGAAACCUGUCAAACGUGAGGCACAUUACUAUUAAGACGCCUGGACAGGAUCCCAAGGAGAGAUACAGGCGCGAUAUAGUCGAUUACGCCUUGAUCAGCCUUCGCAUCUCGCUGGAGAGGGCGCCUCUGCCCAAGCUCAUGAAGUUGUCCUUGUCUUCAGUGCACCCUUCCGCCUUUACAUACUUGCGCCACGUCCCUGGCUUUGGCUGCACGCCUUCAGCUGGUAGACGGUGGAAGCAGAUUCGCAAACUGCACAUUUCAGCAGAGGCAUGGGAUUUCUAUGGUCCAUCGCCCGGACUGGAUCAUCUCAAGAUCAUUGAAGACUACAUUCGCAACUUCUCCGACUGCCUGGAGAAGUUGACAUUCACAUGGAUUGGUCGCAAGGGCCCGUGUCCCAUUGCAUUGGCGCAAGAUCCCUUGUUUGCGCCGCCUCGAAGCUCGCAGAAGCUAUUCCAAGAGGUGACCUCGCCAAUGUCUCCAUUGCCCCCGGCACCGAGCAGGAAGCCUAUUAAAUUCCGCAAGCUGCGAAAUCUGUCUAUCCGCAAUGCGACCAUGAAUGCACCGCAGGUAGCAGAGCUGAUUUCGUCGCACCAACAGCACAUGCGCGAAUUUGACUUUGAGAAUGUCGUUCUUAUCAACGAUGGCAGCUGGGAUGAUGCUCUGGCGCCGCUCAUGGACGACAGUUCUCGCAAUGAGACCUGGACGCGAAACUCGGUUGCUACCUUUAGUGAGGCUGCCAGCCUGUACUCUACCCCAACCGUUGACGAUCUACCCCUUCCUUCUCCCGCCAUGGCCUCUUUCACGGACGAAAUCAUGUCCGUAGACCACAUAGAAGGUCUCGAUGGUCUCAGUUUCUACCAGGAGCCAGAAGUGUACGAUCACGAUCUGCCUUCGGACUUGGAAUCCGCACGCCAGGCUAGCGUAUGCUCCAGCACGGUCAAGGGCAAACGCCUCACCAAGCGUCGCCGUAGGAGAAAGCCCGGGCAUGAGCAAACAGAAGCAGUUGAGGAAACCCGCGAGGAGGAGCCUCACACUCCCAAGGCGUCUCGCUUCUUCCGUCGCCAAAAGUCAGAAGCUAGCUUGGAGCCUGCGCAUGAUCUAGAGGUUCGCUCUCCGCCAAGAGAACCGCCGCGACCUGUACACUACCGUUCACGCUCGACCCUCUUUGGUGAGGCGAGCAGCAUCCAUUCAUCAACAUCAAGUCAGCGGCUGUACGGAGAGCUGGAGAGCCCUUCUGCCUCCAGCUCUUGCACCCGACUGUUUGGCGAGAUCACGCCCUCGCUGAGCUCUACCCACACCCCAACGGAUGCGGGUUCCAUAGAUGAAUACUUCCGACCCAUCACACCCAUUCGCGAGUCGGAACUGGAGAUCUCUGCGCCCAUUCUAAAUACCCAACCAUCCAUGCCUGCCCUCCUACACCCCACCAUCUAUGACCCCACAGCAGAACUGUGCGGCGAGAUAAGCGCAGUGCAACGCGACCUCGAAGCUGAGGAGGCGCAACGAGCGCUGGCCGAAGAUCCGGACAUGCGCAUGACGGCUUUAAAGAAAGCCAAGGAAACUGUAAUGACCAAGCUGACCGAGCAAUUUGCCGGUAAGAAACAGCCCAGAAAGGAGAACACAGUAACCCCAGCGGCCAUGGCGGCCAUGGGCGUUCGGUUUCAGGAGCGUCUCUUUGGAAGGACAGGCUCGCCGCCUCCACAGACGACUUUUGAUCACCAAACGAUGGAUGUACCAAUCUUGUUCACCCAAUGA
Pestalotiopsis fici W106-1 is the source of this 2211-nucleotide messenger RNA. RefSeq lists its product as uncharacterized. Lineage: Eukaryota; Fungi; Ascomycota; Sordariomycetes; Amphisphaeriales; Sporocadaceae. The record is from RefSeq and is a predicted model, not a curated record. Bases 1 to 2211 code for a protein of 736 amino acids. The transcript has a single exon.